AGCAUUUUCAUCACCACCUGAUCGCUCAAGCAGUAUGUGUUUAAGAAACACAGUGAAAAUAAAACAAUUGUAUCGUUGUGUAACUUACAUUCCCAUUAAUAGUUUCUUAUAAACGAUCGUCCAGCAACCGGCACAUAAAAUAACCGAUUCGUAUCGAUACGAGAUGGUGUACUUCAAACUCAUCGAAAUAUUGACCAUUCUGUGCAUUAUCAAUACGACGAUCGCGUUCAAAUGUUGGUGUUGUUCAAGUGACGAACCAGACUCGGCAUUUUGUGGAAAAAUUUUAGACGAAUCGAAAAUGAGUCAUUUUGAGAAGAUUGUCAAUCUCGUUGAGUGUACUUAUCCGCCAUUUGAAGCGGGCCGUGAUCUCGUCACCAAAUGCAUGAUCCUAAAAAGAACCAAUAUUGAUGGUGACAUCUUUUAUGAACGGUCGUGUCUCUGGGAGGAGAGACACGCGAAAGAGGACGCUUGUAUGAGCAAAUCAGUGCGUUACGGUCACCAAGUGGAGGCUUGUGAAACUUGUUUAGAAGACAAAUGCAAUUAUAAAUUCCCAGCUGACAAUGGAUCUACACAUCUGAAGACAUUGUAUCACAUUGUAUUCAUUUUGCCUGUUAUUGUGCUAAUAAUUUGAGAUUAUUAAAUUCAUACCGAAAAUA
Molecule: messenger RNA, 656 nt
Organism: Bradysia coprophila
Lineage: Eukaryota; Metazoa; Arthropoda; Insecta; Diptera; Sciaridae
Biological process (GO): sleep; regulation of synaptic transmission, cholinergic; positive regulation of voltage-gated potassium channel activity
Source: RefSeq, a predicted model, not a curated record